Gregarina niphandrodes is the source of this 243-nucleotide messenger RNA. RefSeq lists its product as hypothetical. The transcript has a single exon. NCBI's taxonomy places the organism in Eukaryota, Apicomplexa, Conoidasida, Eugregarinorida, Gregarinidae. The record is from RefSeq and is a predicted model, not a curated record. The annotation marks the transcript as partial.
AUGUUGCCAUUGGCGGCCGAGCCGGCGGAGUCGCAGUCGGAGGCGUCUGGUGCGAGUGAAGGCGGUGCUAAGAAGAAGCACAAGGGGUUGUGGCGCAAGUUGGUGUCGGCGGGCAAGACGAAGCAUGCCUCGGACAGCGAGAGUUCGAAGAAGAAGUCGUCGUCCUGGGCGCCGAAGGGCUGGCUGGGCGGACGACGGAAGGGCAAGCACGCCGCGCCCGCGCUCGCGCGGACCAAGAGCGCA